AUGUUAGAGAAUGAACUCUCGUUCGUUUCUCUCACAAGAGUUUCUUUAAACGUAAUUGAGUUGAAUAUACAUGCCAAGGAUGCAACAAUCGUCAAUAAUGUGUCGUUUUCUCUUCCAAAUGGUCAGCUAAUGGCAAUUAUUGGUGGAUCAGGUUCAGGUAAGACUACCAUGCUUAAUGUUCUAGCAGGCAAAACAAAUUCGAGUAUAAACUAUGAUGGGGAAAUCCAAUACAGUCGAGAUGCUGCAAAAGAGGGAUCUAAAGCUGACGAGAAGGUAACCACAGCGUACUUGACACAGCAUGACGCAUUAGCUGCGAGGUUGACAUGCAGAGAAACACUUCGUAUUGCUGCUGAUCUUAAAUUACAUCUGCCGAAACAAGAAAGAUAUUCAUUAGUAGAAGAGUUGAUUGCGGAGUUGGGGUUGAGGGAUUGCUCAGAGACGUUCGUAGGUGAUUCAAUAAACAAAGGACUCUCAGGAGGUGAAAAGAGAAGACUAAGUAUAGCAGUACAGAUGAUUGCAAAUCCGUCUGUCUUAUUCCUGGAUGAACCAACAACUGGGCUUGAUGCGUACUCUGCGUUUUUGUUGAUAAAAACGUUAAAGAAACUUUGUGAACAUGGCGGAAGAACUAUUAUUAUGAGCAUUCAUCAGCCUCGGUCAGAUAUACUUUUCGCGUUAGAUCAAGUGUGCCUAUUAUCAAAGGGAUUCCCGAUGUAUUGCGGUGCGGUGGUCGGUAUGGUGGAAUACUUCUCAUCCAUGGGAUACACCGUCCCUGAAAGGUGCAAUCCUGCAGAUUACUUGAUAGAUAUCUGUAGCGUAGACAAUAGAACUGAAAAGUCGACGCUUGAUUCUGAAGGAAGGUGGAAUAUGUUUGCUUCGGAAUGGCAAGAGAGAUGUUCUACCAAAUAUGACACCUCAAAGGAAACAGCGGUUAUAAGCGUCGAUCCUUCUCCACCAUCUGUGUCCAUCUUACAACAAACAUUCAUUUUAACCAAGAGAAAUUUUUUACUAUCCAGUAGAGAUAGGCUGACUCUCUUUGCAGUACAAUUUGAGCCAGUUAUUGUCGGAAUUGUAGUCGGUUGGAUUUUCUAUAAACCAGACCAAACUUCAGAAAGUGGGCUAAGAACAAUCGCCGGCGCAUUAUAUAUAGUGGGAUCAAUUCAAGGCUACUUACUUUUGUUACUUGAAACGUACAGGCUAUCAGAACUUGAUAUCAAAAUUUACGACCGAGAAAGAUCGGAGGGCUGCGUCACCGCAUUUUCUUAUCUCAUGGCCAGGCGACUGUCGAAUCUGGUUCAAGAGGAUAUUCUUAUACCUUUAUUAUUUGCCAUUAUUACAUAUUUCAUGUUUGGUUUGGAGGCCAAUGCAGGCAGAUUUUUCACAUAUUUCGGAUGCACCCUCGUAAGCCAUCAGACCUCUGUUGCAGUCGCUUACAUGGCUGUUUCCAUAUCGAGAGAUUUCUCUAAAGCGGGGCUUGUCGGAAAUUUAACCUUCACAUUGCAAUCUAUGGCUUGUGGCUUUUUUGUGAACGCUGAAAAAAUGCCAGUAUAUGUGAGAUGGACCAAAUAUAUUGCUUAUCUUUGGUACACGUUCUCUGCACUCAUGUCGAAUACUUUCAGUAACUUUGGCUGCCACCAAAUCAAUGGCUCUGAAGUCUGCACCGGGGAUCAAUAUAUUGAUACGUUCGGCAUACCGAAAAACUGGAUAAGUGUUCCAAUAAUAAUCACAUUUUGCUGGGCGAUUGGAUUUUACUUAGUGGGACUCUUAUUUUUCCAGUUCAAAACAGUCGACGUUACUCUAGCGAAGCAGGUUUCAACCAAGAAGAAAAAUUCAAACGAAGAAAAAGAUAUAAGUGUUGAUACAUCAAAUGAAUCAGUAAUUGUGGAGGAAAAGCUGUCGAAUGAAUCCAUUACUGAAGGGUCUGAAAUAUCCAUUGAUUUGCAAGAUAUCUCAUUGUCUGUGCGACAGAUACAACUGUUUGAAAUAAGCAAAAAGAAAUUAAUUGGUCAUUCACAUAAAGACAUAUUAUGUUCCGUAAAUGCUAGCUUCAGACCUAAUGCAAUCAAUGCAAUAAUGGGGCCGUCUGGAUCAGGAAAAACUUCUUUAUUGAACUUAAUUUCCGACAGGGUUUGUUCAAACUUCUUCACUAAAUUUAAUGAAUCUGGUAGAAUUAUCUUCAAUCAGCAACCAGUAAUGAAGUCUAUGUUCAAGAGCGUCUGCUGUUAUGUUUCACAAGAUGAUAACCAUUUGCUUCCCAAUUUGACCGUGUACGAAACAUUAAAAUAUGCUGCCCGAUUGAGACUAUCACAUCACAAUGAGAGCCGUAUAGAGACUAGAGUAAGAACACUAAUUAGUGAUCUUGGGUUGAAAAACUGUGCAAAUACCUUAGUGGGUAACGAUCUCAUAAAAGGGAUAAGUGGAGGGGAGAAAAGGCGCGUUUCCAUAGGAAUCCAAUUGCUUACCGACCCUUCAGUUUUAUUAUUGGAUGAGCCUACAUCGGGAUUGGAUAGCUUUACAUCUUCAACUAUUAUCGAACUCCUCAAAAAACUUUGUCAACAGGGCAAGACCAUCAUCCUGACUAUCCAUCAACCAAGAGCGGAAGUGUUCGCAGACUUUGGUAAUGUUCUACUUUUAGCCAAAGGUGGCCGCGUAGCUUUUAACGGCUAUCCAUCUGCAAUGAUCGAGUAUUUCAAUAAAGAAGGAUUCACAUGUCCUCAGUUGACCAAUAUUGCUGACUACCUUUUAGACGUAAUAUCUGUGAACAUUCAGAAUUAUGAGAACGAAGUCUCUUCGAAAGAGCGUGUGAAUGCAUUAAUAGAAAAAUGGAGAGUGAUAAGCUCCAAAGAUGUUAGGAACGUAAAUCCCACCAUGACCCACUCUGAAUUUACAUCCCUAUUUGCCCAACAUAUCCGUCAUCAUGCUUCUGUACUGGUAGCAUACAAAGUAUGCUUGUCGCGUCAAUUUAAAGUGAUGACAAGAAACAUUGAUUCUUGUUUCGCUAGGUUAGCCCAAGUUCCUGGAAUGGCAGCUAUUUUAACCAUCUACUUUGCCCCACUCAAGAACAAUUUCACUGGUGUUAUGAAUCGGUUAGGACUAACCCAACAAUACACAUCUCUAUACUUUUGUGGCAUGCUUUUGAACCUUGCAGUUUAUCCUGCGGAAAGGGAUAAUUUCUAUCAGGAGUUUCAUGAUAACAUAUAUGGCAUUGGCCCAUUCCUGUGUGCUUACAUGACUUUGGAGUUUCCAAUGGCUGUCUUAUCCGCUAUCCUAUUUUCAGUUUUAACUGUGAUGGGAAUCGGACUACCACGAACUGCUCAAAUGCUUUUCAUUUCAAUGUAUUGUUCAUUCAUAAUAACAACGUGUGGCGAGGCUUGGGGGAUAGUAGUCAACACUCUUUUCAAUAGACCAGGGUUUGUUGUUAACGUUGUUUCAAUUAUAUUAUCUAUAAGCUCUAUUAUGAGUGGCAUUUUGUCAUUGAAUAUGCCUAAAUUUUGGAAAGGUUUGAACUAUGUUAGUCCCGUCCAUUACACAAGUAUGAUAUUGAUCAAUUAUUCUUUUCCAGAUCAGAUGAAAUUUACCUGUAAUGAUGGAGGUAGAAAUUCAGACGGAUCGUGUUUGUUCAAUAACGGAAGAGAUGUCAUAGAUAAUUAUGGCCUUCAUGUCAACACAUCCGUUUAUCUUGGGGUUUUGGCUGCUGUUUGGGUUGUUUACCGAAUAAUUCCAUACCUCAUAUUAAAAGCCGAUCUAGAACUAUUUAAGAGAUAA
Kluyveromyces lactis is the source of this 3762-nucleotide messenger RNA. RefSeq lists its product as uncharacterized. The transcript has a single exon. Gene Ontology annotation, cellular component: membrane. Gene Ontology annotation, molecular function: ATP hydrolysis activity; ABC-type transporter activity; ATP binding. The coding region runs from base 1 to 3762 and encodes 1253 amino acids. The record is from RefSeq and is a predicted model, not a curated record. NCBI's taxonomy places the organism in Eukaryota, Fungi, Ascomycota, Saccharomycetes, Saccharomycetales, Saccharomycetaceae.